Coregonus sp. 'balchen' is the source of this 4839-nucleotide messenger RNA. The record is from the annotation of a GenBank genome assembly. Lineage: Eukaryota; Metazoa; Chordata; Actinopteri; Salmoniformes; Salmonidae.
AUGGCCAGCGGGGAUGCCAGUGAGAGCACUCCUCUUUUGGACAGCAGCUCUGUGAGCAGGCCUGUGUCAGUGUUCCAGGGCAGAAGACUGGCGUGUGCAACCAUUCUGCUUGCAGAAUCAUUGGAACGAGUGGCAUUCUAUGGCAUCACUUCCAACCUGGUCCUUUUCCUCAACAGUAGCCCGUUUUAUUGGGAGGGGACUGAGGCCAGCCAGGCACCCCUGAUGUUCAUGGGGGUUACAUACCUGAUCUCACCAUUUGGUGGCUGGCUGGCUGAUGCAUAUCUGGGCAAGUUCUGGACCAUUGCUGGCAGUUUGAUCCUAUACUUCCUUGGCAUGCUGUUUUUCCCAUUUAUUGCAUAUGAAGACUCCAGGAAAACCCUAUGUGGUGAUGAAAUGGCAUUUCCAGUGCAACCUGCAGAGUGUUUGAGCACAAACAGUACCUCUCCAAGCAAUGUGACCUGCCCCACACGGGCACCUUACUGUGGGCCAGUGAUCUACACCGGCCUUAUUCUCAUUGCCCUAGGUGUGGGAACAGUGAAGUCCAACAUCACUCCAUUUGGGGCAGACCAGGUACAGUAAAGCUUAUGAAUAAGCAAAGCAUUCAAUCUUAAUUAAAAGCUCUUCAGAAGGACUUCUAAGGUCAAAUGAAAACUCACUGAAUGCUCAAUGUAUUAUGCUUUACACUGUUGCUAAUGCUAUCCCAUCUAAUGAUGUGAGUAUAAGAUAAUAUAUAACAGACUAAUUUAUAAAGCCUGAAAGGUUCUGAACAUGAUCUUACUUUGGUCAGCCUUGUAUAUGGACUGAAAUGGUAAUCGUGAAAUAGGCUAAAUGUUGAUCUAGUACGCCUGUCAUCUCUACAUUUACCAUGAGAACUCAAUCAGCCAGGCCCCUGCUGGUUGUAGCGUUUGUAAUUUGCAUCACGAGGUUUACAUUUGGGUAAUGCCAUCCAUCGGGUCUGGUCAACACACCAGUCAUCUAAGGCUGAGAAGAUGGGUAAUUGUACAUCAAUUUAGGAAGUGAAACUCACAUCUGUCUCAUUAUGUUUCUUAUCUAAAUUCAGGAUUAGGCCUACCUAUAAGACCAUUCAUUAAAGAGGAAAGCCCAUUUCAGUAGGAAAUCUCUGAAAGGGGGUAAUUGUUAUUCAAAUCUAGCUAACCCAGGCUGGCCCAAAACGUUUUUAGAGGUGGUGACUUUGAUUAGCAUAGAUUUCAAUGCCACUGUCAUAUGAUUUUCACAUGUUUCUGCUUGCCACAUGUUUGAUGGGUGAUUGGUUUAGUUGUUUCAUUUUGAUUGGUGAAUGUUUUAAUGGGAUUCACAAAGUAAUAUUGGGGAAAAAAGGUAAAUGCCACUGAGCAGGAUUCGUAGAAAUCUUGUUCACCUGUAAAACAUGAUUAGAUUAGCCUAUUCAUUAGUUACUAGAAAUUCUUAUUGCCAGCGGGGUUACCUCCCCUUCCCCUUUUUUUGUCAAGCACGGAAUAGAAGGAAGAUGUUAGCACUUUAUCACGUGGAUGUUAUACACUUAUUCACUGCCAUUGAAUGAUGGGAUAUACAAUAACAUUUUUAAUAAAGUUAGACUACUGUUUAUUUUAUUAGAUUACAUGUUAGGCCUAUGUCUUGAAUUUGAUAUGAUACUACAGUUCUGUUUUGUUUCCUAAAGGUGCUCAUGGAGAGCAGAAUGAUGAUGAUGAUGAUAUUAUUUGACAUGACAAUCCCUUUUUCCUCACAGGUAAAAGAUUGCGGCCCAGAGGCCACUCGCAGGUUCUUCAACUGGUUCUAUUGGUGCAUCAACCUGGGGGCCAUCUUGUCCCUGGGUGGCGUGGCCUACAUCCAGCAGAACAUCAACUUCCAAUUGGGGUACAUAAUUCCAGCAGUGUGCCUGGGUGUCUCCUUCCUGGUGUUCCUGCUGGGGCGCACAGUCUUCAUCAACAAGCCUGCUGACGGUAGUGCCUUCACUGACAUGUUCAAGAUCCUGGGUUAUGCCUGCUGCAAAGCACAGCCCAAAGAGCCCAACCUGCUACGGUAAGAGUGCCAGGCAGAUCACAACUGUGUUGCUGUUACUUAAGCCCCGUUUCCACUGGCACAUACAAUUAGGGCCAAAUUCGAGGUGACUUGAAUGGAAUGCUCAAAUUCGAGCUGGGUCGAGGGAAAUCCGGGCCAGCGCAGCCCAGUUUCACAACUGGUGCGAUUAGAAUUCGGGCUGGUGACGCCGUUACUAUGCAGCCAUCAAGCUGAUCACUGCUGGAUGCUGUCAACAUUUAGCUAGCUAACUCAUCUGGGCUUGUUGCUGUUAAUCAAAUCAAAUCAAAUCAAAAUCAAAUCAAAUUUUAUUGGUCACAUGCGCCGAAUACAACAGGUGCAGACAUUACAGUGAAAUGCUUACUUACAGCCCUUAACCAACAGUGCAUUUAUUUUAAACAAAAAAGUAAGAAUAAAACAUCAACAAAAAAGUGUUGAGAAAAAAAGAGCAGAAGUAAAAUAAAGUGACAGUAGGGAGGCUAUAUAUACAGUAAAAUAAAGUGACAGUAGGGAGGCUAUAUAUACAGGGGGGUACCGUUGCAUAGUCAAUGUGCGGGGGCACCGGCUAGUUGAGGUAGUUGAGGUAAUAUGUACAUGUGGGUAGAGUUAAAGUGACUAUGCAUAAAUACUUAACAGAGUAGCAGCAGCGUAAAAAGGAUGGGGUGGGGGGGCAGUGCAAAUAGUCCGGGUAGCCAUGAUUAGCUGUUCAGGAGUCUUAUGGCUUGGGGGUAGAAGCUGUUGAGAAGUCUUUUGGACCUAGACUUGGCACUCCGGUACCCGCUUGCCGUGCGGUAGCAGAGAGAACAGUCUAUGACUAGGGUGGCUGGAGUCUUUGACAAUUUUGAGGGCCUUCCUCUGACACCGCCUGGUAUAGAGGUCCUGGAUUGCAGGGAGCUUUGCCCCAGUGAUGUACUGGGCCGUACGCACUACCCUCUGUAGUGCCUUGCGGUCAGAGGCCAAGCAGUUGCCAUACCAGGCGGUGAUGCAACCAGUCAGGAUGCUCUCGAUGGUGCAGCUGUAGAAUUUUUUGAGGAUCUGAGGACCCAUGCCAAAUCUUUUUAGUCUCCUGAGGGGGAAUAGGCUUUGUCGUGCCCUCUUCACGACUGUCUUGGUGUGUUUGGACCAUGAUAGUUCGUUGGUGAUGUGGACACCAAGGAACUUGAAGCUCUCAACCUGUUCCACUACAGCCCCGUCGAUGAGAAUGGGGGCGUGCUCAGUCCUCUUUUUUUUCCUGUAGUCCACAAUCAUCUCCUUUGUCUUGUUAGCGAGCACAUGGACAAGCAGUACUGCAGUAGUCACACAUGACGUGAAUUACCACCAUAGCUGGAUCCUUCAUUCAUUUUUUGCACUACACAAUAAACUUUUAUGAGAAAAGUCUGCCCUCAAAUGCUAGCUAACGUUAGGUAGUCUGUUAUGCUAGCAACGACGCUAACCGUUUAGCUAGCUAGCUAACGUCAGCAAGCUAAAUACAAGGCUCUACAGAGUCUGGCUGGCACUGGCAGGAGUAUGGGGUAAUGUUAUUUACUGUAUGGUGAGGGUGAAUUGAAUUCUUCAACAUCUCGCUAGCUAGCAACAUUAGCGAAGCCAGCUGCAGUCACAUAUUGGCUACAUAGCAACAUGAUAUAAUUUGUAAUUUCUGGAGGCAGUGGAAACGCAAUAAUCAGCCCACGAAGGCCAGCCCAACCUGGGUUGACUUCAAAGUGCCAAUGGAAAUGGGGCGUUAGUAGUAUCAGUAUCUAUAUGUAGGCUAGAUCAAGGGUGUGAAAGAGGCUGUGCUCUAUCUGAUCUCAUUGGAAACACAAUACUCUUGACUUUAUAGCGAACCUUUUCAAAUCUACUUUAGGAGUAAAAAAGAAGGCUAUGUUAUGGUGCUUCUCUAUUCAAGAUGGCACCACACCACUAGGUGUUGCUGAUAGUCCUUUAUGUUAAACUCUUCUUUGAUCCCCAGCCUGUUCUGUAUAUGUUUAUUUGUGGUCUUUCCUGGCAUUCAUCAUCAUUCAUUGUGGAGGAAAGUCAUUCUGAAGUGCUGUUGCUUGACUUUGAACCUAAGUAGCACAAUCAGUUCAAGAACUUGACAUUUAAUAUUUUAAGUUGGCCAAUCCUGCAGCCUUUCAAGAAUUCCUUAUUAAGGCUUUUUCUCCAGAGAUAGGGAUUAUAGGCUUUAGUAGAACAUUUUUGUCCUUUCACUAGAAGUGCCGUUAUUUAAAGGAGACGGAAACAAAAAAAGGCCUGAUUUUAAGUCUCUUAUCUCCAGAGUUUAGUUUAAUAGUAGCUGAGUUUAUGUUUAAGGGAUAUUUACUGAAUUGUACGGCCCCUAUCAAAACAUGCAGUAGCCGCUUUGUACGUCUUUUAAAGUUGUUCAAUUGUGUUAUUCUUCUCUCGUUAAGGGCUAAACCAACCAUGCUGGAAGGAGCUAAGGUGACUUAUGGAGGGAGAUUCCCUGAGGAGAAAGUGGAGGAAGUGAAAGCAGUGCUGAAAAUUCUCCCGGUGUUCUUUGCUCUUAUCCCAUACUGGACUGUAUACUUUCAGGUAGGAUAUAUUUAUUUACCUCUCCUCAUUAUCGUAACAAAACAACUUUAGUUUUCAUAGUAACAUCAGCAACAGUGUGGUUUUCUUCAGUAUUUUUGCAGGCAGAAUAGCAUUACAACUUAAGGAAUGGUGAUAGUUUGGGGACUUUGAACAUGUACAGUAGGCCUACAUAGCUAGUGUAAUUAUUUUAUUUUAAUUGUGUUAUAGAUGCAGACAACGUAUUUCCUCCAGAGCCUACAUCUAAGGAUUCCUGACAUCCGCACAGGCACCAACAGCAGCGCCGGGACCCACCAG